AUGUCGACCGUUUUCCCUCAGCGUGCUCCGCUUCCGAGCGCCGACCAGCAGGCCGCUGGCAUUGAGGCCUGUCUCAGAGUCCAACGACUCGCCAUGACUCAAGGCAAGCGUCCGUUUGCUGGAGCUCUCAUCGGCCCCGACAAUGAGACAGUGCUGCUCACCCACUGUUCCCUGAGCCACGUCGAUCACGCCGAAUCAAGUCUUGCGCGCCUAGCUGCCCUGCACUACUCACAAGAAUUCUUGUGGAAAUGCACGCUUUACAGCACCUGGGAACCGUGUGCAAUGUGCACAAGCACCAUCUACUGGGCUAACAUUGGGAGGAUCGUCUAUGCCGCCACCAACGAUCAGCUGGCCGACCUGACCGGCAAGGGCAAUCCUGAGAACUUUACCAUGAAAUGGCACUGUCGCGACAUCCUGGAAGACAGCCAGAAGGACAUCCAGAUAUUGGGACCCCUCGAAGGACUGGACAAGAUUGUCAUGGAGGAAAGCGACAUCUAUUGGAAGCCGGUCAGGGAUCGCUUGUAG
Messenger RNA from Lasiodiplodia theobromae, 525 nucleotides. RefSeq names its product CMP/dCMP deaminase zinc-binding protein. NCBI's taxonomy places the organism in Eukaryota, Fungi, Ascomycota, Dothideomycetes, Botryosphaeriales, Botryosphaeriaceae. Bases 1 to 525 code for a protein of 174 amino acids. The transcript has a single exon. The record is from RefSeq and is a predicted model, not a curated record. Gene Ontology annotation, molecular function: guanosine deaminase activity. Gene Ontology annotation, biological process: purine nucleoside catabolic process.